Molecule: messenger RNA, 732 nt
Organism: Penicillium macrosclerotiorum
Lineage: Eukaryota; Fungi; Ascomycota; Eurotiomycetes; Eurotiales; Aspergillaceae
Product: Pyruvate/Phosphoenolpyruvate kinase-like domain-containing protein
Exons: 4
Cellular component (GO): cytoplasm
Molecular function (GO): aldehyde-lyase activity
Source: RefSeq, a predicted model, not a curated record
GCCAUGGCUGUCUUGAUCCCCAAUCCGCAGUUACGCCUCCUCAAUGCUCUUCGAGCUAGCACGAAGCCUAUAAUGACAUUCUUGGGUCUUCCAUCCUUUCGCACGGCCCAAGUCGUCGCGCAGACCGGUCUAGAUCUCGACUGCCGCUAUCGCAGCUUUGGGGGUCUCACCUCUGAUUCGUAUCAGAAUGACCCAUGGAGAUUUAAUCAAGAGAGCUUUGGAUGCUGGGGCACAUGGGAUUAUCGUUCCGCAGGUCAAUACUGCCGAAGAAGCCAGGGAGGUUGUCUCUGCUUCGAAAUUCCCCCCCAGGGCUGUCGGGGCCAGGGCUCGGCAUUUCCGGCUAUAGCACACGGUGUUGAUAUCGCGACGUAUCUGAAAACAGCGAAUGAAACGCUAAUUACCUGUAUCCAAAUUGAAUCAAAAACGGGUGUCGACAAUGUCGAUGCGAUUUGCGCUGUACCUGGUGUUGACAUGAUUUUCAUCGGGCCGAAUGAUCUUGCCUUAUCAAUCCUAGGCUACGUUCCGGCAAAGGGUACUGAGCCUGAAUUUGUCCAAGCCAUCGAGAAGAUUGUGGCAGCAGCCAGAAAGCACGGUAAAUGGGUAGGCCGGCUAUCCAACAAUGGCUCUUCAUGCAAAGGGGAUCUGAAAGUUUUUGAUACAGUGGCAAUGGGUUAUGAUAUUCGGGCGAUUCAAAACUGGUAUUCAGCCGAGUUACAGGUAGCACGCUCAUAA